Mytilus trossulus (common blue mussel) is the source of this 8496-nucleotide messenger RNA. RefSeq lists its product as uncharacterized. Gene Ontology annotation, molecular function: calcium ion binding; Notch binding. Lineage: Eukaryota; Metazoa; Mollusca; Bivalvia; Mytilida; Mytilidae. Bases 1 to 7728 code for a protein of 2575 amino acids. The transcript is spliced from 49 exons. The record is from RefSeq and is a predicted model, not a curated record.
AUGGAGAUAAGCAGUGGAAACCAGUGUGAUAAUGGCAUCAAGAAAAUGACAACAGUUGACAUUAGUUCAAAAUGCAUUCCAUGUCCUCCAGGAACAUAUUCUGGGGUUGGUGAUGAAUGUUAUGCAUGUACUGAUGGAAAGUUCCAGAAUAGCUUUGGUCAAGAUGAAUGUUUGGACUGCCCUUCUGGCAAUCCUGUUCCAUCAGAGGACAAAACUACAUGUUUAGCUGUAUGUCCAGCUGGAUUUAUUUCUGUUGAUGGUUUACCUACCUGCAUGCCUUGUCCUGAAGAUCAUUACUGGGUAAACAAAACUUACUGUGAAUCUUGUCCAAACAAUGGAAUCACCUUGGGGAAAAAUGCCAUCCAAGACAUUAAUGGUUGUGAAGAACCAUGUGAUGAAGGAGAAUAUUCUGUGACAGGAUAUGCACCUUGUAAAAAAUGCCCAAUGAACUUUUACCAAGACCAGACUGCACAGGAUAAGUGUACGCCAUGUGGAAGUAAUUCUAUCACAGAAAGAACUGGCUCCAAUCAUAGCUCACUCUGUAUUCAAUUAGGUGUUGCUCAAUGUUCUGGGGACAGUUGUAGUCAGGAAGAAAGGGCUAUAACAUGUGAAAACAGAUGUGGUGAUGCUUAUAACAACACAUUGCCAUGCCAGUGUAACAGUGGUUGUGUAGCUGCUGAUAACUGCUGUGAUGAUUACCAGUGGAAAUGUGUAGACAUAUGUACUGGUAAUGCAGAUGACUGUAGUGGUCAAGGAGUAUGCAGUUACAAGAAUCAUAAAAGAUUUUGUACAUGUAAUCCAGGAUAUAAGGGAGAUAACUGUGAAACUGAACUGAAUCCCUGUGAUUCAAAUCCCUGCUGGAAUAAUGGCCUUUGCAUGAAGAUCAGUUCUACCAAUUUCAAUUGUACCUGCCCUGUAGACAAUUCUUGUGUAAUGCGAAAUGAGUCCAACAAAGCUGGUAAUGAUGCUCAAUGGGGUGAAGACCCAAGGCAACUAUCCUUUGAAGACUGUGAGCAGUAUUGUAUUGACAACCAGAACUGUCAAAGUAUUCAUCAUGAAGUCCAGAGUCAAGGAAAACAAUUUUGUUUUAUAUAUUAUCAGACAGUACAGCUGAUCGUAAAAGAUGGAGCAGUUUAUUCAAAGAAAGAAUGUUCUGAUAAUAAGUUGUUUGGUUGUGAUCGUUGUCAAGAUGACUUAGUGAAUUCCUGUAAACCUGACUCCUGUUCUGAGUAUGGAAUGUGUCAGGACUUGUUGGGAGAAGAUUCUAAAUGUUUAUGUCCAAUAACAGGAAGUUACACAGGACCUAAGUGUGAAAGGGUUUCUGAUCUAUGUAAUCCAGACCCAUGUGGAAGUAAUGGUAAAUGUCAUGACUUCAAUGUUAGAUAUCAGUGCAUCUGUGAGGCUGGGUGGACAGGAACAAAUUGUGAGACAAAUAUCAAUGAGUGUGAAGAAAAUCCUAAUGGUUGUCUGUACAAUGGAACAUGUAUGGAUCAAGUAAAUAAGUAUACUUGUUCAUGUAUCAAAGGAUUUUCUGGUGACAGAUGUAAAGACAUAUCUGACUUUUGUUCCCCCAAUCCCUGUCAAGAAGGAAUAUGUUACGAAAACUAUGAUACAUUUGAUUUCAUGUGUAAAUGUGAAGAUCCUUAUAGAAAUGAUGCUGGUGGUUCCUGUGAAACGAUUCCAGCUUGUGACAAUGUGAAUUGUACCAAUGGCACAUGUAGUGCUGGGAAAUGUAUUUGUGAGACGGGAUUUGAAGGAUCUCUUUGUCAACAUAACAUUAAUGAUUGUAUGAACAUGCCUUGUCAGCACCGUGGAACCUGUACAGAUAUGAUUAAUAGCUAUGUUUGUCAUUGUGCAACUGGAUAUGAUGGGGAUAAUUGUGAGAACAAUAUAGAUGACUGUGUUGGAAUGUGUACAGGUUCUAAUGUAGAUACUACCGGUAAUACAAAUGGUUGUAGAGAUAUGUUGGAUGAUUAUAGAUGUAAUUGUAAAGCAGGUUACAGGGGUCAAAAUUGCACUGAAGACAUAAAUGAGUGUCUACAGUACCCAUGUGAACAUGGAGGUACAUGUACAGAAAAGAUAGCUGACUUUGACUGUAGUUGUAGAGAGGGCUGGACUGGAAAGAGAUGUGAAACUCCUAUAGAGUACUGUUCCCCAUCACCAUGUCUCAAUGAAGGAGUUUGUUUUAAUCUUACUGACGAUUUCUUUUGCAGAUGUCCAGGUGGUACAACAGGAGUAACAUGUGGGAAUUCCCCAGAAGUCUGUAGUAUUAUUAAUCCAUGUACAAUGAAGGGGACCUGUGAGAACAAGGGAGGAUCUGCGCAGUGUAACUGUAAUGAUGAUUAUGCUGGAGAAAGCUGCCAGUUAAUCAAAGAUCAUUGUGCUAAUCCAGACAUGUGUAAUAACGAGGGUCAAUGUGUAACCAACCUUAUUGGAUUUAAAUGUGAAUGUGAUGACAGUUAUUCUGGUAGUACUUGUUCAAUGUAUACAGAUCCAUGUUCCAGUAACCCUUGCCAUUCUACAGCUAAAUGUAUAUCUAAUGAAGACAAGUAUAUGUGUUAUUGUGAACAAGGAAAUACACUUACGGACAGUGGAUGCAAAGAUAUUAACACGGUUGAAGAGAACUUUGACAUCUUCAUGGACAGAUAUAUUGAUGGGAUGCCAGCCUAUUUGAGAAAUCCAAUUGUGUCUCAUACAAAUGAUAGUAUGACGAUCAUGUUUUGGAUUAGAGUUUUAGCAAAACCUGGAGAAAAUCCUGUUUUGUUAUCAUUAGAAGGAAUACAAAUUGGAUCUGAACCUACUUUCAACCCUGAAAAGCAGCAGUUUAUAGCUACUAGUCAGUAUCUUAUACUUCGUAACUCUACAGAUAUGGAAAUGGUUCAAUAUGACACAGAUGUUGCUGAUGGAAAGUGGCAUUUUAUGGUAUUCUCAUGGGAACCUUCUGGAAAGGUUAAAAUAUUCAUAGACUCAAUUAUGAAGAAGGAUGAGAAUGUGAUCACUUUUGAUAUGAACGAGGAUAUGAUUCUACAAAUGAUAAUUGGAUCUGCAGAUACGCAUGGUAGAAUAUCAAAACUUAGGAUUUACAAGACAGUUUUCACUGAUAUAGAUAUAUUCAAGGCUAAAGAUAGUGAUUUACCACCAGACAAAUUAAAACAAGGAUGGACCAACAUAGUAUUAUCAAGGUCCACUUCUAGAAUAUACCCCAGUGGUGCUGGAAAAGACGAAAUCUGUGAUCUUGGUUUCCCAGAUUGCCUAGAUGAAGAUAGAACCAAGCCAAAUAUUAGCUGUAGUGGCGAUCAAACAAAAUUUGGUACUGAACGUCUAACAGCAUUUGCAGGCCUGAAAAAUAAAUACAUGAAGAAUGAAGAUGUAAAAUAUGUGAAUACAUCAGUUCAUGAAGAUGAAUUGUAUAUAUAUGGUAGCAGCAAUGAAGUAUUUGUGGCCUAUGAUGAAGCCAUGAAUUAUGAUAUUUGUAGAUUUAAAGUAUAUGUUAAAUAUGCUGAUGAAUGUCAGAUGCCAGAAACUGAUGCAGCUGUAGAGUAUUGUCCCAACAGUACACAUAUAUGUGGAUUACAUUGUCAAUCUGGAAAAGCCUUAUCUCUAAAACACAAGCUAAAAUACAGAUGUGGAGCGUUGGGUGUCUAUAAUUUUGAACAUCCAAGGAAGAAAUUUAUAUUGCCUACAUGUGGAGGUCAAAGAAUUCAGAAAAUUGCUUUAACAAUUGACAUAGCUUACAAAAUUGUGCUCACCUGUACUGAUGCAUUAAAAAAUAAUAUCAAGAACAAUUUGAAUAACAAGUUAAAGCAAGAUCUUGCUAACAAAUGGCCUGGAUUAGAUUGGUGCAACAAUGAGUGUGUAUGGGAUGCUGUAUGUAGAGACAGCAGCGCCUUACAUAUAGAUGUUACUAUUACCCUGCCGGGGCUUAAUCAAUCAAUAUCAAGAGGUGGCCUAACAUACACAGUAAAAGAUGCUAUACUGAUUUUCAUACUGCAGGAAGAUGGACUCAAUUUUAAUAGUGUUGGAGGUGCAGAGCUUGAAGGGGAUUCAAUUACUGUAGAUGUAAAUCCUUCCUGUCCUUCUGGCUACACUGUUGUUGGUGAUACUUGUGUUGAGUGUGGAAAAGGAACAUAUAGAAAUGACACAACAAUGUCGUGUGAGUUCUGUCCAAUUGGAUCAUACCAACCUAAUGUAGGACAAAAAGUUUGUGCAUCAUGUCAACCUACUAAGACUACACUCACCUAUGGAUCAGAUUCAUCUGCUGAUUGUAUAGAUGACUGUGAACCUGGACAUUAUUAUGAUGCUGAUAAGUCUGUUUGUGCACAAUGUGAACGACAUUACUAUCAGGACAUGAGUGGACAGGAAUUUUGCUAUUCAUGUCCUCUGGGGAUGAAAACUAGUCAGAAAGGAUCCAAUUCUUCUGAAAGCUGCUAUAAGGAUUGUGAUGCUGGAACUGAACUUCAAUCAGAUGGAUCCUGUAAAGUAUGUGAAAGGGGUUUCUACAGGACACAGGAAGAUGAUAUGUGUAAAAGUUGUGUGGAAGGAAUGACAACAGUAGGAGAGAAAUCAGCAUCGCUCUCUGACUGCAAAAUAAAAAUAUGUUAUGCUGGAAACUUUCGUAAUGCAACCGCAAAUGAAUGUGAGGAGUGCCCUGUUGGAUGGUAUCAGUCAGAAAAAUUACAGGAUGAAUGUGAGGAGUGCCCAACCUCAUACACGACAGAUGCUGUAGGAAAAACCCACAUAGAUAACUGUACUUUUUAUUGUGACCCUGGAACGGAAGUUGUGUCUGCUGAAUUAAAAACAUGCAGAAAGUGUCCGAGAGGAUCUUAUCGUGACAAUAAUGAUGUUGAGAUAUUACUUUCCUGCAGGAACUGUACAGGUGGUAACACAACAGAACUUGAUGGAAGAAUAACAAUAGACCAGUGCUCAAUAAGUAAAUGUGAAGCAGGUCAGGUAUUAGAUAACACAGGAGCUUGUGAAGACUGUGGUAUGGAUACCUAUCAACCAGACGAGUUACCAAAAUCAGAUACUACAUGUCGACCCUGUAGUCCACAGAAGGGUACUAUGUAUGUGAAAUCUACUAGUGUGGACAAAUGUAUCCUUGUAUGUAAAGAAGGACAACAGAAUGAUGGAACUUCCUGUUCAGCUUGUCCUCAGGGAACAUGGAGCAAUGGAAACAUGACUAUGAAAUUUGGAAUGUGCUAUAACUGUUCAGAAGAUUGGACCACAGAAGAAAUGGGUUCUACACACCCUGACAAUUGUACACUUAGAGAUUGUGACCCAGGACACUACAUAAGUGGAGAUAACUGUGAACCUUGUGGGUUUGCCCAAUACCAACCUAAUAGACAUGCUGAUAAGUGUCUGAACUGUUCUGUUAAUCAGAAUACUAGCACGACAGCAUCUACAUCUCAGUCUGCUUGUCAAAUUUACUGUCCUAAAGGUCAAGAAGGAAAUGUUAGUUGUGCUAACUGUCAGACUAACUAUAUCAAACAAACUGAAGGGAUAGCAGCCUGUAUGGCAUGUGAAGGCAACUAUACUUCCAAUGAUGCACAUGAUGCAUGUAGUGAAAUGUUUUGCGAUAAAGGUCUAUAUCAGGACAUGGGAAUCUGUGUUCCUUGUGAAGUUGGUAAAUAUAAAGCUGAACGUGGAAAUGGUAAUACUUGUAAGUCUUGUAACCCUGGUAAUACAACUGCAGGAUCUGGAUCAGAUAGUGAAGCAGAUUGUAAUGUUUUGCAUUGUGAGCCAGGAAAGUUUGAAAACACCACAUCUAAUCGGUGUGAAGUUUGUCCAGUAAAGACCUACAAAUCAGAUGUUGGUAAUACAGAUUGUAUUGAUUGUAUUGCUAACAAAACAACAACUGGUUUCGGAACAACCAGUGCUGAUGGAUGUUCUUUAGAAUACUGCAGUCCUGGAUAUAAAAGAACUACCUCUAAUAGCUGUGAGAAAUGUGCUGUUGGGGAAUACCAGCCAGGGCAUGGAAUGACCACAUGUUUUUCAUGUGACAAUGGGUACACUACAGCUUCAGCUGGAACAGUUGAUGAGACAGAUUGUUACCAGAUUUGUCCUAUUGGGUUCCAGUUUAAUUCAGACCAGAAAGUGUGUGUUGGAUGUCUUCUUGGAUAUUAUAAGGAUAAAGUUGGUAAUGCUAAAGAUUGUACAAAGUGUCCAGUAAAUAAAACAACAGAGUUGGCAAAUUCCACAGCAAUACUUGAUUGCAGUAUUGAUGAUUGUCCAGCAGGUUACAGAAGGCAGUCUCCAGGCUGUGUUGUGUGUGAGAAGGGAACAUACCAAAGUGAGUCGUCACAAAUGACUUGUGUCAGCUGUGGAAGUUCUAAAACAACAGAGAAACCUGGAUCUACAAAACAGGAAGAGUGCAUAGAUGAUUGUGCUGAUGGAAAGGAGUAUGAUUUUGGUACUAAAGCCUGUACAAAUUGUCUGAAAGGUUUCUACACAAACCAGGCUAUAACAGAAAAAUGUAUAAAGUGUCCAAAUGGUCAGACAACUGCCUAUGGUGGUUCUAAUGAUUGUUAUCAAAAUACAGUUACUACCUCUGCUCCACCAUUGCCUUCUACUAUUGAGAUGGUAUUUGUAUUCCAAGCAAAAUUUGAAUGUGGUGAUGCAGCUACACUAAAAAACUACAUGGAACUUGUCAGGACAACAAUUAUAAAACGACUUGAAACACUUGCAACGACUUAUCCACUGCUGUGUACUUCUGGCUGUACAAAUGUCAAACUCUUGGUCAUCAGUAUAACAGAAUGUGUUAUAAAUCCCAAUCCAUCUGGAAGAAGAAAAAGAGAGGCAGUAGAAAAUCUGUUAUCUUUUAAUGUUCAGGUACCAGAUGUCCCUGCAACAGUGGCAAGUACUGGAACAAAUCCUUUAACAAGACCUGCUGAAAGUGUUCUUAAAGAAGAUCUGACCAUCAACAAGGAUCAGUAUGCCCCUAUGAAUGAUAAUGGUAUACCAAUCUUAAGGCCAUUGACUGCAACAGUGAAUCGUACAAUUAAGAUUUGUCCAACAGGUCAAACGCAGAUUGAUUCCAAUUGUGUGCCUUGUCCAAAAGGAACUAGAGCAACAUCUUCACAGUGUAUUGACUGUGAAGUGAACACAUACCAAGAUGAAACAGGUCAAACAACAUGUAAAGCUUGUUCUGGUACUGUAAUGAAGUAUACCCUGGCUACAGGAUCAAACAGUCCAAGUCAAUGUAUUUCGAUAUGUGUCAAGACUCCUGGGUAUUGUAAUUUUGGUACUUGUCAUGCAGAUCAACAUUCUCAGUACUGUUCAUGCACAAAUGGCUAUGAAGGGUCCAGAUGUAACACCAAAGCUGAGAAGACCUCAUCCAAUACAGCAAUAAUAGGAGGAGCAGUAGGAGGGGGAGUUGGUCUUCUUGUUAUCGUACUGAUUGUUGUCAUUGUCUGCAGUAGAUUUUAUGGUGUAAAAAGUGGAUCUGAUGAUCUUGAAAAGAAAAAGUUCAAUCGUACAUAUGAUAUGGAAAGUGAUGCUCCAUAUAGAAAUCCAAUGUAUGAUAAUAGGGCUUAUCCACGACAAAUGCUUGCAGCCUAUCCCUAUAACUGGGGAUCAGAUCCACAUGAACAUGAUCCCUAUGCACCUUAUAUGGCACAGAAACAAAUCAGAGCCUUUGAAAGUGACGAGGAUUACUAUCAAGCAAGAGGAACACCAAAGGGAACACCAAGACGUCAAACUCAUGAAUGGCAUGCAGCAGAACAGACUUAAACAUGAAUCUUUAGGUUUUAUUCGAAAAUGUUACAAGAUUUUAGUCAGCUAUGUUGACUUGAAAAAAAUUAAUGACAUUCCCAAUAAGGGAAAUAUACCACUUGAAUGUAUUUUUAUCAUGCAGUGUGUAUCCAACUUUUAGAUAAUUAUUAGGAAAAUGUAAAGAUAUUUGUAUUUUGUUUUGAGCAUAAAAUCAAAUUUUGUAAAUUGUGGUAUCAUCUAAUGUUGAAAACAGUGAAGAGUUGUACAUGUUUAGUUGUUUUGCAGCUAGAAAAGGUUAGACCAUUAAGUGAAAAUUUAAAAUGGAACAUUAUAAAGUCAGAUGAUAGAUAAAUUAUCAACAUAAAAAAACCAUAUUGAAUCAAUUAAAAAAAAUAUAUAAUAUAAAACAAACAAAAAUCUGUAUUCAGCAACUUUUAAAAGAAAAAGUAACUUUUCACAAUGUUCUAGUAGAGAGACUGCACUAUUUAAUAAAUAGUUGAAAUAUAAAAAUUGCACAUCCACUUUAUUUGAACUUUGGAAGAUAAUUGUCUUGUUGACAACCAUACAACAAAUUGUUAUAUUUAUUAUGGAAAUUUAUUCAAAUCAAGGUUAAAAAGAAGGAUGCAAUCAUAAAAAUGAAUAUGGAUUUGUUAUUUUGGGGAUAUUUUGUUUGUUUAUUUUUUACUAAAAACAAGCUGAUGUGAGGUUAAAAAAAACCUCUUUGAAUUGACUUAAUUUUUCCAACAAUAUUUGUUUGAAUUGCUUCUAGUCUGUAAGGUGUUUUUU